This is a messenger RNA of Epinephelus lanceolatus (giant grouper), 3802 nucleotides long. RefSeq names its product kinesin heavy chain-like. The record is from RefSeq and is a predicted model, not a curated record. Gene Ontology annotation, molecular function: microtubule motor activity; ATP binding; microtubule binding. Gene Ontology annotation, biological process: microtubule-based movement. Lineage: Eukaryota; Metazoa; Chordata; Actinopteri; Perciformes; Serranidae.
UCAGGGUGGACCUGUGUGAGGUGGGAGUGUAUCCUCAUUUCACGGGAGUAAACCACCGGAGGUCUGCGGCUCUGUCGGUGCUCGGUCCGCUGUAACGUUCGUCCCGGUCGGGUGUUUGUGUCGCGGGUACCGGACAGUGUCGGUGAGACGGUGUCGGUGAUGGAGGACGCGGCGGAGUGCGGGGUGUGCGGGGUGAAGGUGAUGUGUCGCUUCAGGCCGCUCAACGACGCGGAGCGGAGCCGUGGAGACAAAUACAUCCCGAAAUUUAACGGAGAGGACACGGUGGUGGUGGCGGGGAAGCCGUAUGUGUUUGACAGAGUCCUCCCUCCGAACACUGAACAGGUUCAGGUGUACGACACCUGCGCAAGACAGAUCGUCAAAGAUGUGUUGGGAGGAUACAAUGGGACCAUCUUUGCUUACGGUCAGACGUCAUCAGGAAAGACUCACACCAUGGAGGGGAAUCUGCACGACCCUCAUGUGAUGGGGAUCAUCCCUCGUAUUGCCAGAGACAUCUUUGACCACAUCUACUCCAUGGAUGAAAACCUGGAGUUUCACAUCAAGGUCUCUUAUUUUGAAAUCUAUCUGGAUAAAAUCCGAGACCUACUGGACGUGUCGAAGACAAACCUGGCCGUUCACGAGGACAAAAACAGGGUUCCUUUUGUCAAGGGCUGCACGGAGCGUUUUGUUUCCAGUCCUGAUGAAGUGAUGGACGUCAUCGAUGAGGGAAAAGCAAACAGACACGUUGCCGUCACCAACAUGAACGAGCACAGCUCUCGCAGUCACAGUAUCUUUCUGAUCAACAUCAAGCAGGAGAACGUGGAGACGGAGCUCAAACUGUCUGGGAAACUUUACCUGGUCGACCUGGCAGGCAGCGAGAAGGUGAGUAAAACUGGAGCAGAAGGCUCCGUGUUGGACGAAGCCAAGAACAUCAACAAGUCUCUUUCUGCUCUGGGGAACGUCAUCUCUGCUCUGAGUGAAGGAACGAAAACGCACGUCCCGUACAGAGACAGUAAGAUGACUCGGAUCCUUCAGGACUCUCUGGGAGGAAACUGUCGGACCACCAUCAUCAUCUGCUGCUCUCCUUCUGUUUACAACGAGGCUGAAACCAAGUCCACCCUCAUGUUUGGACAGAGAGCUAAAACCAUAAAGAACACAGUGUCGGUGAACCAGGAGCUGACUGCUGAGGAGUGGAAGAAGAAGUACGAGAAGGAAAAAGAGAAGAACAGGAGUCUGAACAUCACGAUACAGAAACUGGAGAACGAGCUGAAACGCUGGAGGAAAGGUGAGUCUGUACCUGUGGAGGAGCAGCUGAGCAGAAACAAGAAAACCAGCAGUGAGACGACAGCAGUGAUUGACAGCCUGGCCCCACCCCCCGCCCCCCUGUCAGACGAAGAGAAGACGCAGUAUGAGACGCUGAUCACAGACCUGUACCAUCAGCUGGAUGACAAGGAUGAGGAGAUCAACCAUCACAGUCAGACGGCUGAAAAAUUCAAACAGCAGCUGAUGGAUCAGGACGAGCUGUUGCUGUCGAGCCGUCAGGACUAUGAGCGUGUGCAGGGGGAGCUGUCACGGCUGCAGAGGGACAGUGACUUGGCCAAAGAAGAGGUGAAGGAGGUGCUGCAGGCGCUGGAGGAGCUCGCUGUCAACUACGACCACAAGAGCCAAGAGGUGGAGACCAAGAACCGCUGCAACCAACAGCUGAACGAAGAGCUGGCACACAAAACUGUGAGUCUGGAGACGGUUCAGAGGGAGCUGUCCACCCUGCAGGAGGUCAGUUCUCACUAUAAGAAGAGGUCAGCAGAGAUCCUCAGUCUGCUGCUCAGAGACCUCAGUGACAUCGGCAGCGUACUCGGAACCACCGACCUCAGAGCUAUGACGGAGACGAGCGGCGUGAUGGAGGAGGAGUUCACCACCACUCGUCUCUACAUCAGCAAGAUGAAGUCUGAGGUCAAAUCUCUGGUGAACCGCAGCAAACAGCUGGAGCUCAACCUGACGGAGAACAUGUGCAAGAUGGAGGCCAACGAGAAGGAGCUCAACACCUGCCAGCUGCUCGUCUCUCAGCUCCAGGCGAAGAUUGUGUCUCUGUCAGACGACCUUCAGAGGGUGGAGCAGAAGAAGAGGAAGCUGGAGGAGAGUCAGGACUCUCUGAUGGAGGAGAUCGCCAAACUCCAUGCUCAAGGUCAGAUGCAGGAGCUGACGGUGAUGGACAAAGAGAAGGAACACAUGAGCAGACUGAAGGACGCUGUCGAGAUGAAGAGAACUCUGGAGGAACAGAUGGAGAACCACAGAGAGGUUCACCACAAACAGCUGAGUCGCCUCCGAGAUGAGAUUGAGCAGAAGCAGAGAGACGUCGACCAACUCAAAGAUGUGAACCAGGCUCUGCAGCUGGAGAACAGGAAGCUGCAGUCGGACUUUGACAAACUGAAGGCUGAGGAUCAGAACAAAGACCAGAGACUCCAGAAGCUGAUGUUCCUGAAUGAAAAGAGAGAACAAGCCAAAGAGGAUCUGAAGGGUCUGGAGGAGACGGUGGCCAAAGAGCUGCAGACGCUGAACCACCUGCGUAAAGUCUUCAUCCAGGACCUCGGUACUCGAGUCAAGAACAGUUCAGAGAACGACUGUGACGAGGCCGGCGGCAGUCUGGCUCAGAGACAGAGGAUCAUCUUCUUAGAGAACAACCUGGAGCAGCUCAGCAAGGUUCACAAACAGCUGGUGCGGGACAAUGCUGACCUUCGCUGUGAACUGCCCAAGCUGGAGAAGCGUCUGCGUGCCACAGCAGAGCGAGUGAAAGCUCUGGAAGCCGCCCUGAGAGACGCCAAGGAGGCGGCUGUGAGGGACCUCAAACGCUACCAACAGGAAGUGGACCGCAUCAAAGAGGCCGUCCGCUCUAAGAACGUCUCCAGGAGAGGACACUCUGCUCAGAUAGCCAAGCCAAUCAGAGCUGGUCAUCAGCACCAUCAGCACCCGUCCUCCUCCACAUCCAUCAGGCCGACCAUCCGAGGAGGCGGGGCGAUGUCCAGUCCACGUCAUCAGUACCCCCGACAGCAACAACCACAGCAACUACAACCCCAUCAGAGCCACAGCAAGUAGGCUACAGGUAGCUCACACACCUCUGGAUCACUUUCCUUUUCUGUGGAUCUUUGAAUUUCUGAACUGUCCUGCUCUCACCACUUCUGCCUUUACUGGAACCAGACCUCUUGUUUCCACAACUGUCAACCAUAACAGCCAUUCCACCUUAACAGCCAACAAGUGCUUUCUUUCCUCCUCUGAGUCUGUUCAGCUGUCUGACUCUGCCUUUUGUUUUUCCGACAGAAAUCAGUCAGCUCUGGUGCUUUGAGUCUGUUUGUCUUUGUUCACUGACAAGUUUAAUGUGUUUAAUAAGAAGUUUAUUAAGAUAAGUGACAGUUUAAUAAUAAGUUAAAUAAGUAGAUUUCAGGUUUCUGUCUAAAGCUAACAGGAGUUGGAUGAUAAUACAGUGAUGUUGAUAGGUCCUGACGCAUUAAAAUCUGUAAGGACGCAGUGAACUCACUACGUUUCCUAAAGGCUACGUUGUGAACAUCACACUAUGAAAACUGCGUUGAAAGCUUGGCGCUAAUUAUGUUAAAAGUAUAUGUCAUGUUACUGAAACCUCCUGAAACCUAUCACCAUCACUGACAAUAUGUAGGCAAAUAUCUUUAUGGCCGACAGACAUUGAUCCAUGUGUCGUUAUGGAAAAUCAGCAUGUUCGGAAAAAUUAAAGCAGCUGUGCGGAACUUUACGUUUUCGUUGAUUAUAGCACCCCCUUUGGUCGAAGCGGUAUGACACC